GUCUUGUUUGUGUGAAAAACAAAAGAAACGAAACGGUCCUAGAACUAGGAAUACUAGAAGAGCGAUUAAAGGUUAACAGGUCGAGUUGAGCCCCAUCUUCUUUCGUUCAUUUGUGCCUCUGGAGUUUCACCUUUUUCCGCAGCAAACCCUAGCUCGCGAGCUCGAUUUAUGUUCAUUCCACCGGCAAAUACUAGGGUCUGAGGACUUGUGUUUACACGAAGGAAGGCGAGCACCGGGGUCUGCUCGAACCAUCUGUCCUUCAGCUCCGAUGACUGGCGCUUGGACAAAUAUGAGCUUUGCAGUCAUACAUAGGGAUGUAGAAAGGGAAUGGGAGAAAUCUGGUUGGAGUUGUGGGUAUUUAUUUUUUAUUGGAGGUUUUGCUCACUCUCAGAAGAUCUAUACAUCUGCAAAAUUUUGAGAGAGGAUGAGGAGACCAAAUUUUAUUUCAAAAUUUUAAUAGCUGUGGAGCAUCUUGGAGCAUAUGAGCAAUGGAGCUUGUGGAGCACCGCUCACCUGGAGGAUUGCUCUCUUGUGAAACUUGUUCACUGGACUAUCUCCGAGAAAAAAAAUGAGCGGUCGUUUUAGUCGCACAAUCUACGUUGGCAACCUGCCCUCAGAUAUAAGAGAAAAGGAAGUUGAAGAUCUGUUUUACAAGUAUGGACGUAUAUUGGACAUUGAACUGAAAAUUCCACCUCGCCCUCCUUGUUACUGUUUUGUGGAGUUUGAGAGUCAUCGGGAUGCAGAAGAUGCAAUCAGGGGUCGUGAUGGCCAUAACUUUGAUGGUUGUCGUCUAAGGGUUGAGCUUGCUCAUGGUGGCCGGGGGCAAUUAUCUUCCAGUGAUCGUCGUGGUGGCUAUGGAGGCAGCGGCGGCGGCGGCGGCGGCAGCAAUGGUCGCUUCGGCAUUUCACGGCAUUCUGAAUUUCGAGUUAUUGUUCGUGGGCUCCCGUCUUCUGCUUCUUGGCAAGAUUUGAAGGACCACAUGCGAAAAGCUGGUGAUGUAUGUUUUGCUGAAGUUUCCCGAGACAGUGAUGGAACUUUUGGUCUGGUUGAUUAUACUAAUUAUGAAGACAUGAAAUAUGCUAUUCGGAAACUUAAUGACACUGAAUUUCGAAAUCCUUGGGCGAGGACUUAUAUUCGGGUAAAGAGGAAUGAAAGCAGCCCAUCAAGGAGCAGAAGUAGGAGUCGUAGUAGAAGCAGGAGUUUAAGAAGGCAUAGGAGCAAAUCAUUGGAACAAUCUGUUUCCAGAUCAGCUUCAAAAUCUAGAUCUGCAACUCCUGUUAAAUUUUCUAGACCGAGAUCAAGGUCACGGUCAGGAUCUCCUCGCCAGGUGAGAUCUGAUAGUGGUUGAUUUCCUUGUCCGUGUAUGAACUCAUUUGAGCUUGCUUGGAUGGAAAAUAUGAAGCAGUUAAGGGAACAAUAUUUUGGCAAUUUGAGUGGAACUGAGAAUUGUCAUUUGAGCCCAAAAAAGGGUGGAAAACUGGGAGAUGUAUGUAGCUGUGUACCUGUGUUAAGUGGAUUUUAGUAAAUUACAACAUCCAACAUAUUUGUUGUUUUCUGCUGCAUAUUGCUUUUUUAUUUUUCGUUCUUUGGAAAUCUUUGUGGAUUGAUUUCAAGAACUAUUCUGAAGCACCGUGUCAAUGUUUCUUCUUGUUGAAGUAGCAUAUAAUAGAGUAUUUUGAAGGGCCCUAA
Molecule: messenger RNA, 1689 nt
Organism: Malania oleifera
Lineage: Eukaryota; Viridiplantae; Streptophyta; Magnoliopsida; Santalales; Ximeniaceae
Product: serine/arginine-rich splicing factor SR34A
Exons: 14
Coding region: 569-1348 (259 amino acids)
Cellular component (GO): ribonucleoprotein complex; nucleus; cytoplasm
Molecular function (GO): mRNA binding
Source: RefSeq, a predicted model, not a curated record